AUGAAGUAUAUCAAGAAUUUGAUCGCCAAAGUACGCCUUAAGACGAAUCUCAAGUCGAACGAUGAAGCACCCACGAUGAAGCCAAAACUCUCUACUCAUAUCCGAACUGCUAUCGGUGACAGUCGAGAGAAGAUCCGGGGGAAGUUGCACAAGUCAUUUUCCAAGCUGUUGCCUACACGAACAACAAGACUAGAUGAGAACAAUAUACCACUCAAGAGACUCCGACCAAGAUCAGCACAAACGCAAGACGGACCGGAGGUACUACUGGAAGUACCAUCCACACCCGCAGCUCAACAGCAGCCCGAGACACCAACGCGCAGAGAACCAGGUGGUCCGUUGACUUCCAACCCCCCUGACCUGCUUCUCAACCGACCACGAGUUUACGACAACGAAAACGAGGCCGCGGAUGAUGAUAUUCAAGAGUAUUAUGAUGUUCAAGAGUAUUAUGCUAAUGAAGAGUAUUAUGCCAAUGAAGAGUAUUAUGCUAAUGAAGAGAACUCUGCCAUUGAAGAGAACUUGGCCAUUGAAGAGGAAUCUGCCAUUCAAGAGGAAUCUGCACUUCGAGAGGACUCGGCCAUUGAAAAGGACUUGGCUAUUGAAGAGGAAUCUGCCAUUCAAGAGGAGGAUAGCCACGGAGAAGGUAGUGGAUCCGGUCCUUCAGAUUCUGAUCGUCCACCUUCUGCUGGACAACAGGGUGAUAGCGAUGGAGAAAAUGGUGAGAUCGACACUUCAAAUCCCGAUAUCUCACCUCGUCUCAAGAAGAUCCCAAAGUUUGAUGGACUUAGUGUUUUGUUCUCUAAGGAUGCUAUUCGGCAAGCUCUCAAUGCCACUGACGAGUCACCAUGUAGAGGGAAGGCCCAUAAGCGUGCGGUAUCCUUCGACAUACCAGGUGUAUUGGGAGGGCCAGCAGGUGGAGAUCCAAAUGCAGGAGAGGGAAUCGGCAACCAAAAGCACAAGAGAGCAACUACUUUUGAUUUCGGUACAAGAAGCUCGCUACUAGACCUAGGUUCGCCAUUGGUCUCGUCCGAAAACAGCAAUAAUGAAGAUAACGUUGCUGUCUCUUCACUUCGGUCAUCUCGUUCUACGAUGGCUUCAGAAUCACAAUCCUGGUCUUCAGGAACUACACGAGCAUCCUCUCCAGUUUUUCCGUCGACUCUAGAACGUCCACAUCCUAUUAGAAGAAAAUACGCGCUAUGGAAUCCCGAGCGAAAUCAACACUUGCAGGAGAAGGAGAAGAUUGUUGUCGUCGGAAUUUCCGGUCCCGCGGGAUGCGGCAAAUCCACCCUCGUUUACCUCUUGAACGAAAUCUUCAACCCUGAAACGAAGGAAGAAAAGGACUCGCACAUUAGACCGCAGAGAAUUAUUCAUCAAGACGAUUUCUUGAAACCAAUGGAGGAUUGUCCACUUACCAAGUUUCCCGUUGAAUUGGAGAAGAAGGAGUUCAUGGAGCAAAGCUUGGAGUGGAAUACCUUGGGGUUAUGUUGGUUUGAGGAGAUAUGGGAGGAGAUACUAGGGGGUCAAAGUGAUACUACCGAGGAACUUGAAGAAGGAGAAAGUUACGGCGUAGGUAAUGGUGGUGGAUUGUAUGAUGAUGACGAAUAUGAUAAUGGACGGUAUGAUGAUGGAAAGUAUGAUGAAGAAGAAGAAGAUCACGACGAAGACGAUAAGGAAGACGACGAGGAAGAGGAUGGUGAAUACUAUGAGACCGCGGAGCCAGAUAGAAAGAACCAGAGUGUAUCUGGCUGGAUGGUUGCUGGCCCUGACCUUCAUUGCGCCGAAGCUUUUGACUUUGAUGCAUUGGCGAAAGCUGUUAGAGAUUUGAAGAAGAGAGGAGAGGUGCGAUCGGGUUCUGAGAUCAACCAAAGCGAAGAAAAUCUGAGCAUCAUCAAGAGUACAGAAAAGCAUCUCUCCGGACCUUCAAUCGAAAAAGGAGACGGCGGGCAAAAGAAGCGGGAGUUCGCGGUAUUUGAGGACGGAAAUGCGGAAGAAGCACACCCAAUAACACAACACGUCGACAAUAUCUCGGAGCUCAACAAGGUAUACAAGAAUGCGAUCGCCAUUUCUCGUCAACGAGUACGAAAUGCCUUUCAACAUGCAUGCAAGAAUAUCAAAGUUGUUUUCGUCGAGGGAACGAUGUUAUACACAAAGUCUUCCGUUGCCGUGGAUGCUCGGACACAGAUCAAGUCACACAUCCACAUUCCCCUUUUCCUCCCAGACUUCAUGCCAACAGCCAGAACACGUCGCUUCAAGCGUGAUGUGUAUUUGCCAGAUAGACGACCCGGUGGAAUGUGGAAGACCAAGGCAUAUUAUGAUAAUGUUAUCGCAAAAAACUAUACACAAGAGCACAAUUGGUUACUUUCGGAAUUCUUCAAACCUGGUUGUACUCAAAAUUUACGAGGCAUGACUAUUGCUGGAGUGUUUACCAGAGGGGUUCAGGACUAUACUAUUCCCGAAACUGUUGAGUGGGCUGUACAAAAGAUUCUGUAUGAAGCAAUGAUUAUGGAUUUCUAG
Molecule: messenger RNA, 2511 nt
Organism: Hymenoscyphus albidus
Lineage: Eukaryota; Fungi; Ascomycota; Leotiomycetes; Helotiales; Helotiaceae
Source: the annotation of a GenBank genome assembly